UUUCAUCUCCAGUUCAGAAAUCUAGGUUUCUAGUCAAUGUUGUCGAAAAUCCACUUCAAAAUGAUUAUAAAUAUAGUGUUCUUAUCACUGUUCUUUAUGCAAUCAUUUUGCAAAGCAGAAAUAUGUUCGCCUUCAGAUCCAAGCUGUCCACCGAGAGUGAUAGCUAAUACUAUAGCGGAAAUUAAGACGAGGCCAAGCAUUCUAGCCGACGAUGCUCUAGAUCAUCCGAUACUCCAUAAAAAAGAUAUUGUAGAGGAUGCACCACUUAUGGAUGACGGUUCAGAUUCAUCUAUCGAACUCGGCAAAACUCGUAGAGGAGUAUCUUGCUCAUGGUUGGAUGAUGAGAAAGUGAAUUGUCAAUGGAGUGAUACACCUAGCCGACGAGUAAACCACGGGCCUGGCCCUGUCGAUCGUGCGGAUUCGAGAAAAUAUUCUAAAGUCCGCCCAUGGCAUUGGUUAGAUCAAUUCGAAAGUCCUUUUUUCUAUCCUCCAGCAGGUCUUCAAGCUGAUGAUGAUCAUCGAAUGUUACAUGAAAAAGAUUUAAGAGAAGGCAUAAGCAAAUAUGAUACAUACUCUCCAUUUAAUGAAGCAAAAUGGAGUGAAUGGUCUCAACCUACGCGAUACACCUUAGAAGAUACUCUGAAUAACAUUUUAUCUACAUACGGGCUACAAGGGCGUCGUUUCAACUUACGACUUUCACAAGAACAAACUUAUAGACUGUAUAGGCUCAUUAGCAAUCUUGUUAAAGAGAAUAAUUGGAACGGAUAUCGUCCGGAUACAAUCACCCCCAAAAACGACCACAAUGGAAUUAUUGCCAAGAAAUGACUUGUCCAAGCCGACAAACUCCAAUUAAUAUAAACAAUGACCAAAACCAAGGAAGAGUAAAUAUAGGAUAAAAAAUUUAAUUAAAAAUUUAAAUAAAAAUAUAUUCUGUAUUAUUUGUGAAAAUUGUAAAAAAAA
Molecule: messenger RNA, 960 nt
Organism: Belonocnema kinseyi
Lineage: Eukaryota; Metazoa; Arthropoda; Insecta; Hymenoptera; Cynipidae
Exons: 14
Coding region: 37-825 (262 amino acids)
Source: RefSeq, a predicted model, not a curated record